Molecule: messenger RNA, 3910 nt
Organism: Syzygium oleosum
Lineage: Eukaryota; Viridiplantae; Streptophyta; Magnoliopsida; Myrtales; Myrtaceae
Exons: 5
Coding region: 220-3561 (1113 amino acids)
Source: RefSeq, a predicted model, not a curated record
UUCUUCUUCUUCUUCUUCACGUUCUCUUCGUUAUUCGUGUAGGGUCGCCUGGCCGUUCCUCGUUUCGCUCCGGAUGACGCUAGGGACGAAGCGGUUCCUCGGCGCGAACUCGGCGGUCUCCUUUUCGCGGGGAUGAUGAAGCGUCGGAGGUGGUUUUCUUGAAGUGAAUUUUCCAGAUAUCCAGACAUAGGAUGCUGUAGAGUGACAGGUAGAGGCGACAUGGGGAGUGGAUUCAAGCCGUCAACCCCCACUUCCCUUCCACAAGUGAAUGAAGACCUCACACCCCAUAUGCUAAAGAAUGAAUUUGAUGGCUCUACUGAGAUGGUCGGUCAAUUGAGUAAUGAUGAUGGCGGCAAUCUUCCCUCUCCUUGUACAUCGUCAACAACUCCUGUUCCAAAUGGGAACCCGCAAGGAGCAGCUUAUUCAGACAACAGGGCCUUCCCAUCAGCUAGUACUACCCUCACACUUGGUGACUUCCGGUUCAGUAACAUGACGAGUUCAGUAACUAGAUUCAGUCAUACUAGUGGAUAUAGCAACUCCCCCAUCCUGCAAGGACAAAGUCCGUGUACUCCAGGCAUAAGUUGGAACUCCUUUGGGGUGCCUGAGAGUAGCUCUUAUGGUAAUUCAGUCACAUUGGACAAUUUGAUGAACAGUAGACCCUAUAUCCGGGGUCCUUUGACGUCAAGAGAUUAUGCUGAUUUCAGAGGCAAUGCAAGCGCAGGACUUAGGACAAUUGGACCUACAUGGGCAACAAAUGUAGCGGCAGACCAUGAUUCUGUGGUUGUUAGUAGUGUAGCCGACUCCCCCAUCCUGCAAGGACAAGGUCCGUGUACUCCAGGCAUAAGUUGGAACUCCUUUGGUGUGCCUGAGAGUAGCUCUUAUGGUAAUUCAGUCACAUUGGACAAUUUGAUGAACAGUAGACCCUAUAUCCGGGGUCCUUUGACUUCAAGAGAUUAUGCUGAUUUCAGAGGCAAUGCAAGCGCAGGACUUGGGACAAUUGGACCUACAUGGGCGACAAAUGUAGCGGCAGAUCAUGAUUCUGUGGUUGUUAGUAGUGUAGCUGACUUCCCCAUCCUGCAAGGACAAGGUCCGUGUACUCCAGGCAUAAGUUGGAACUCCUUUGGUGUGCCUGAGAGUAGCUCUUAUGGUAAUUCAGACACAUUGGAUAAUUUGAUGAACAGUAGACCCUAUAUCCGGGGUCCUUUGACUUCAAGAGAUUAUGCUGAUUUCAGAGGCAAUGCAAGCGCAGGACUUGGGACAAUUGGACCUACAUGGGCGACAAAUGUAGCGGCAGAUCAUGAUUCUGUGGUUGUUAGUAGUGUAGCCGACUUCCCCAUCCUGCAAGGACAAGGUCCGUGUACUCCAGGCAUAAGUUGGAACUCCUUUGGUGUGCCUGAGAGUAGCUCUUAUGGUAAUUCAGCCACAUUGGACAAUUUGAUGAACAGUAGACCCUAUAUCCGGGGUCCUUUGACUUCAAGAGAUUAUGCUGAUUUCAGAGGCAAUGCAAGCGCAGGACUUGGGACAAUUGGACCUACAUGGGCAACAAAUGUAGCGGCAGAUCAUGAUUCUGUGGUUGUUAGUAGUGUAGCCAACGGUGCCACCAAUCUUCAGAAUUCUCCCACAAACUUGGGAAUCAUGCAGGCAAAUUCAAGCAGAGGUUCACAAUACUUGUUGCGAGGACAAUCAAGCAAUAACAAUAUUCCUAGUCAUCAGUUAAUGAGGAAUCUUGAGGACCAAAUGCUACUUGCGCCUUUGCUAAAUCAAAGAUCAGAUAGUGGUCAAGUAGGAGAGGACAGUGGUGACAUGUCCAACAUGCUGCAGUUCAAAUCUCCCGAAAAAAUUGAUGGAAGAAUUUUGACCCUUUCAACAGGAACUCACACGGAGAUGAGCUCAAAACCUAUCGUCUCUAGCAGCUGUAGUACUCAAGAAACUGUUGGGAUCAAUUAUCAUGGUCAAAAAGGUAAUCUGCUGCAUCAAGAAAACGGCACAUCUGGAGGCUCUACUCUAUUGCACAAUUCAAAUGGUAACUCUGUAAGCUCCAAUAAUGCCACUUUGUCCAGUAGACACCAAGAAGUCAGGUCAAGCCAGUGCGGCAAUUUACACUUGCAGCAUUGCAAUAAUAGAUGUGUCUAUCCUGGAUCGGGCAAUGGAAACCUAAGUCUUCAAGGAAGCAUGGAUAUGAGAUCUGCAAAUAUAGGUCAAAGUCAUCUAGUUUCAUCUUCAAAAUCACCUGUCAGUGACCACUCUGUACUGCGCGGUUUGGCACAGCAUGGGUCAACUAGGUUUCCAUCUCCAUCUUCUCUGUUUUGUCAGAAUAAUGCUCAAGCAGCUUCUCAUGCAUUGGGGAAUUCUCGUACGCAAGCUGACAGGAAUGUUUCGAGAGUGCCCUCUAAAGCAAUCUCUCCGAGUAACAGCAUCUUCUCUCCUCGUCAUGGUCAGUCCGGUAAUCUAGGACAAAGUUGGGCAAAUCAUGUAGUUAAGCCAGUUCUAAAUCUUCUUAGCUGCAGCUCUACUGGUGCAUUACCAAGCGCUGUUAAGCAACCUGAGCUUCAACAAAUUUCCAAUGUGCCCGUCGGACCAUCUCGUAAGAGGGAGGCACCGCAACUUCCGGUGGCUACUUAUAAUGUGGUUCGCAGGAAGACCCAGCCCAUCACUUCAUCAUCAAUUUCUUCUUCAACACAAACAGCAACACCUUCACAACCUAUCACUCAUUCAUCAGUUCCUACUUCAAGACAAACUGCAACAACUUUACAACCGACCACUAGGUCCUCUACUCCAUGCAUCCCAUCUUCAAGGCCAACUCUGGCGUCUUUACAACCUAUCACCUCGUCAUAUAUACCUUCUUCAAGACAAAAUGCUACUCCUUCACAACCCAUACGCCAGGUUGCUUUGUCUCUGCCCCUUUUGGCCGAGCAGCAUCAAUCCAUUGCAGGUUUCGUCCCAACACCACAAGUUGCGCCAGCAUUUCCUUACCUAGCUCAGCCUAUGCAGUAUGCCCCCGUCCAACAUCAGGGUGCUUUAGCUCAGCCAUAUAUUCCAGUACCAAACCAGGUCACUCCAGUUCUCCCUCACCGAUCUCAAUCUGUAAGGCCUCCUUCAAAUCAACGUCGAAAUUCUCUACCUCGAGCUUCACCUCCUAGGCUCCCUGUGCAUCCAUAUUAUCCACCUCUACCUCGGUAUUCUCCAGCAGCUCAUGCAGGGCUGACUAUAAGGCAGAUUGCUCGACCUACGGCACCUGUAUCACCGGCUGUUCCCCCAAGAAUUGUACCUCAGGCUGCUCGUCCGCCGCCGGGAAAUGCAAAUCCUUCUGCACUUUCUGCGCAUAUAAGAUUGGAAGUUGAAGAUGAAGCUUCCCAGCUCAUUGGACAUAAUUGUCUCCUGUGCAACAGGGAUCUUCGAUAUGUACCAGGAUCAGGUCCUAUCUCAAUACCGUCCCGUCCGCCCACCAUUUCUGUUCUUCCCUGUGGUCACACAUUUCAUGAAUCUUGUUUGGACUGGAUCACUCCUCAAGACCAAGCUAAAGAUCCUCCAUGCGUCACCUGUAUUUUUGGUGAAGACUGAGUCCCGCGCUGCUCAACGGACACAUCAAUUUUUGCCGAUUGUUGACUUUUAACCUCUGCCAUUUUGGAGGCAAUGACCAAAAGUAUAGAGAUAGAUGUUACUGAAGUUUUAUAAGAAGAGUCCAGUACCGGCUGAAUGCAUGCAAUUGUUCAUAUACAAGGAUAACUGGCAUAUAGGUUCUUCGGUUUUUUGUUCGCUGAACAUAUGGGUGUCUUUAGGAGCAAAGCACAUGCUACUAUAUGGCAUAUGCGAGAUACUGAGCAAGGUAUGCUCUGCCAUUGUAAACAUUUUCAAACGGAUUUUGCACCUCUUUUAUGGACAAGAGGACCUUUGCUUUUGGGGAGAUUAA